CGGAGAAUUCUUCUCAUUUCCAUGAGGAAGGGAAAUUCGAGAUAGGCCCUGAAACCCAGAAUUUUCAGCAACUGUUCCUACUUCAGCAGAAAAAUUGAGAACAAAGACUUUUUCAGAAACCAGUUUUUGCUCUGGAAGGAACAGCUGUUUAGAACAGACUGAAGACCAAGGGAGCAUCAGACAAACAGCUCAAAUCUCCUCGAGAACUUAAUAGCGGGAGAACUUGGAUAAAAGUCACAGCAGGAAGAGCAGAGUCUUUACGCGGGCUGAGAAUUUCCCUCAGCGGAGGGAACAGCAAAUCUUAUCAUGUUUGGUUACCCAUCAGCUGAAGCAAAGAGUUGGCUCCACAGAGGCUAUGGGAACCCUCAAGGGGCCACAGGACAGCUGAAGAGUCGUUUGGAGGAUCUGAAAAAGCCCUGGCGGACAGAAAUCACUCCUUCAACAUUACAGCACAGUGAAACUGCUAGACUGGCUGUGGAUGCCUUUCUGGAGCAAGGUGAAUCUGGCUAUCGGCAAGCCAUUGUUCAAGAAAAGGAGCUGCCAUUUCUUUCCACGUUAGACAUGGAUUAUAUGAACCAACACAGCCAAAGCAUCAUAGGGUCCCCAAUUAAGGGACAUGAGGCAGGUCUCACAAGAGAAGACAGUGCAGACAGAGUUUCUCUCCUCUCUGGAGUAACAUCUGGGACCUACUUUCCAUUUAUGUCGGACAUUGAUCCCCCGGAGUUGGAGCUGGGUUGGCCAGUGGUGCCCCCCGUUUCAUGGUUUGAGAAAACAGAAGUCAAUUUGUAUUUUCAAAGAGACAAGGCAAGCAACGUUAAGGAAUUAUUUCGAUCUCUAAUAAGCAAGGCCAAGAGAGUGAUCGCAAUUGUGAUGGAUCUCUUCACAGACAUGGAGAUACUCAGUGACCUAAUGGAAGCAUCAGGCAAACGACAUGUUCCCGUUUACUUGAUCCUUGAUGAAAAGAACUUGAAUCAUUUUGCAGAGAUGUGCAGUAAAAUGGAUCUCACCAUGGAAGACUUCCCAAACAUGCGCAUACGCUGUGUGAGUGGAGACACAUACUACAGUAAGGCUGGCAAGAAGCUUGCAGGACAAGCUCUUGAGAAAUUCAUGAUGAUAGACUGUGAACAAGUGCUUGCGGGAACCUACAGUUUUACAUGGCUGUGUAGUCAAGUCCACACCAGCUUGGUAAUACAGUUCAGAGGAAAACUUGUAGAGGACUUUGAUAGAGAGUUCCGAUGCAUAUAUGCUGAAUCAAUAUCUGUGAAUAAACUCAGUGCUUCCAGUGGUGAAGGAUCCACUUCCUCUCCUCACAGAAAUUUGCAGAAAACUGAGCCAGUUUUAAAGCAUACUCAAAUGAAUGAGAGUGAAUAUUCAAGCCCUUCAAGUAGCUCCUCCAACUCCAGCAUAGUAAGUGUAAAAAGAUCACCAUACCGAAACCAAACAACCUCCACUGUACCCUGUGAACAGAAAGAACUGGCUCCUGGUGAAACAAGAAAAGAUGCACUGGGCUUCCUGAGGCUUUGCGACUUGAAACACCAGAACAGAGAGCUGCCAAACUCUAGUUACAGCACAUCAAUUAAAUUGAAUUAUCCAUUUGAUGACACAUCUAAUCUUCUAAGACUUAAGGCAUCUUUGGUGUCAGUAUCUUCACCAAUGCUAGACACCAAUGCAAGAUAUGGGUAUGAUUUGCAGCUUGGGACUGAGGAUACUGGAAUAAACAACAAGUUUCUCUAUGCUGCUCAGCCUAUGGAAGAUUUAAACAAAACACAGAAGGAUGAGAAACCAGUAACUCACAGAUAUACCAAACUAGAUCUCCUUAGCAAGCCUAUUAAUCCACUAAAUAGUGAGAUAAGAUACACAGUUCCCAGUCCUUCUGGCCUCUGUGAUGAUGGACCGACGGAAAACAAAAGCCACAUACAUAGGAAUGAGAAAAGGAUGACUCUCGGUCACAGUAAAUUGGAUCUAAUUACUAACUAUAAUAAAUCAAAAGGAAAGCAAAUCCACAGCAGAUUUGAACUGUAAUCUGUAUUCUGGGGUUUUAGCAAGUGCAGGUAUGACAUCUGUAAUAAUAAAAAUAUGGAAGCUCAACAACCCAUAUUUUUAAUGGGUACAGGUUCCAGAUUUGGCAGAGCAAAAGCUGAGAAGGCAUCAUAAAGAGUAUGAAAAACAGAAGUGUGAGAUGAACUGUUCUCUGAUAGUGGAGGCUUCUAUAAUGAAUUAAACAGUAAUAUAUGAUGAAAGCUUUAAAAAAAAUGUAAGUGGACUUCUUUGAAUGGUUAACAAACAAAUGGUUCUUAAAAUCCAUGGAGGGACAACCACAUUUCCUGACACAGCUUGAAGAUAAGGAACAUCAUUCAAAGAUACUAAAGGACAGGCAGAUGCUGCACUUAAUCCUCCUCUUUGGCAGGUCCAGACAUCUCACUUUACCUAUUAAAGAUAGCCUUGCACAGCUCCUUAUCUGGAGCGGCUACAGAGAGUAAUAGUGAGGAUAUGCAGAAUCUGUACUUUGAAAGGUCUGUCCUCUGGUCACCUCUCCUAUGCUACUCCUUCCGCACUUCUGUUCCCUUCUUUUCUUGAUGUGGCACACAUGUAUUAAUCUGCAAUGUGCAAUGUACAAGAUAUAUUUUUAAAAAACAAACUAAUUUGUUAUCCUGCUGUAGGUGCAGAAAUAUGAAAUUACAUGAAACCACUAUUUAAAUCCCUGUGCCAUGUCAAUCACUGCCUCUCUUUCUGCAAUAAAAUAUUUUCUUUAAAAAGAAA
Eublepharis macularius is the source of this 2760-nucleotide messenger RNA. It is a transcript of the gene SACK1C, whose product is annotated as family with sequence similarity 83 member C. NCBI's taxonomy places the organism in Eukaryota, Metazoa, Chordata, Lepidosauria, Squamata, Eublepharidae. The record is from RefSeq and is a predicted model, not a curated record. The coding region runs from base 307 to 2022 and encodes 571 amino acids. The transcript is spliced from 4 exons. Gene Ontology annotation, biological process: epidermal growth factor receptor signaling pathway.